This is a messenger RNA of Trichomonas vaginalis G3, 1284 nucleotides long. RefSeq lists its product as uncharacterized. The transcript has a single exon. Lineage: Eukaryota; Parabasalia; Trichomonadida; Trichomonadidae. The coding region runs from base 1 to 1284 and encodes 427 amino acids. The record is from RefSeq and is a predicted model, not a curated record.
AUGUCGAAGUCAGAGGAAUUUCAUUGGAGAGGUGGAGAUGUUCUGAAAGAAAAGGAAUACAUCGAUGCUGAAUAUAAGAAAUCGAUUACAGAAUAUAGGAAAAAUCUUAUGAUUAAGAAUAGUUUAGAAAAAGAAUUAGAAGCCGCUACUGCAGACUUAGAAGAAAAACAAGGAUACAGUAAUGCUUUACAAUCAUUUAUGAAUGGAACAGAACAAGGAGGAAAAGAAUACGAAUUAAAACAAAAACUUGAUCAAAUCCACAGUGAAAUUCAACAAAAAAGCGCAGAAUUAGCUACCAUGUCAGAAUGUCAAAACCCUGCUGCUGUUGCUGCUCUUUCUAAAGAAAACGCGACGUUACUUAUCGAAGGCCAGAGAAAUGCAAAGCUUAUUGCAAAUUCAGAUGCUCAAACAGAUACCAUUAUACGCCAGCUUGCUGCUUGCACCAUAUCUGACCCAUAUCAAUACGCUUGCCAAUUAGAUAUUUCAAUGAUACGCGAAAGCCGCCAUAAGACUGUUCUUCGUCAGCUCGUUAGUAGUCUGAAAGGAUCAUUUGAUAUGUCACAAAAGAUAAUGCCUUCUAAAACAGAUUAUUCCCAAAAAUUACGUGAUCAUUUUACUGAUUCUAUUACUCUCAAGGCUGCCAUGAAAGAUGCUCACUUUAACUACAGAUACGAUGUCGAAGAUCACAAUAUGCACAUCAAAGCUUUGAUUUCUCAUAUUGAUGAAUUAAAUUCUCGUCUUGAAGACCUUAAACUUCAAGAUUACGUCAUCAGCAUUGACGAACUGAAUCAACAGUUCCAGCCAAAGAAGCCAACCGAGGCAACAAGUGAAGAAGUCGAAGAAAGACGCAAUAACAAGAAAGAAAGACACGAAAAUCUUCUUCAAGAAGACAAAAAGCGUCAAGCCGAUGCCGAAAAUGCAGCGAAAAGAGAGAAAAGAGAAGCAGAUAGAAAACGUCGCGAAGAACUUAAGCAGGCAGAAGAGAAACGUGAAGAAGAACGUCGCAAAGAUCUUGAGAAAUACCAAGCCAGAAAACGUGCAGAAGAAGAACAUCAAAGGAAACUUAAACUCAGUGGUCCAUUUGGUCAGAAGAAGAAACCAUCAACAACAGAAAACAAGAGUACUAAAAUCACGCCAUCAACAACUAUCAAAGAGAAAGUUGAAGAGUUUGUUGACGACGAAAACGAAAACAAUGAAGAAGACAAACCAAAAGAAGAAAAAACAGAAAACGUCGAUGAUGGAGAUGAUGCACAAGUUGAAAUUGGCUCUGAAUCAGAUGAAUGA